AUUUGAUUGUACUAACAUGACAUGAAAGUCAGCAUAAGUUGCUGUCGAUAUUUGUCGACAGAUUGAUGUCUAAAUCAAAUAUUAAAUACAUACACUUCCAAGAAACUACGAAGAAAGUUUGAAAAUUGCAAUAGAAAAAAGGAGUUACGUCGUGUGUUUUUGUACUUUAGUAGAGAUAAUAAUUUCUAGGAAAUUGCAAAGAAAGUUAUAAAGAACUAAAGAUGGUUACAGAAGAAGGGAGACUUGUAUGAUAAAAAUAGAAAAAUAAAUUCAUCAAGUCUUACAAUGAAACACGAUGUGUUCAUAAGUUUCAGGGCCAAAGACACUCGUGACAACUUCGUGAGCCAUCUCUGUGGCUGUCUACGUAGGAAGCGGAUCAAAACCUUCUUAUAUGACGAACUACCGGCUGAAGAGAGAUACGAAGAGUCGUUAAAAGCAAUCGAAGUAUCGAGAAUUUCAGUCAUUGUUUUCUCGGAAAACUUUGGGGAUUCGAAAUGGUGUUUAGAUGAAGUUGUAGCCAUCUUGAAAUGCAAAGAAAAGUUUGGUCAGAUUGUGAUACCUGUCCUUUACCAUGUGGAUCCUCUCGACAUUGAAAAUCAGACAGGAAGUUUUGGAGAUGCCUUUGCUAAGCGACGGGAUAUAGCCGAAAAGCUUCAAGAAUGGAAAGAUGGUUUUACAGAAGCCAUUAACCUCCCUGGAUGGAGUACUGCCUAUUUGAGUGAUGAGGAGAUGUUGGUGAAUGAAAUAGCUCGGGAAAUCGAAAACAAGCUGCUAAGAGCCUCAAGAAUGAAGAUUAUAAUUGAGUGGUCUCUAGUCAUCACAAACCUCAUGUUGGAGAUAGCUUCUUCUGUUUUCGACCAGAUCUCCUCUGCACAUAAACCUUUAUACGCAUUGGUUGCAAUGUCAAUGUCAUUGUUAUCAUGUCUACUUUGCAUCAUAGAUCUCUUGCACAAAGGCAGAGUUGAGAGAGUUGUGUGGAAGUGGACUUGGCCCAUUCCUUGGUUUCACUAUCAAACUCAAAGAUCAAACAGAUUUGGUAGCUUUCCAGAGAUGCUUGGCUUGGUUUGCGCCUUGUGCCAAACGACUAUCACUGCCGUUAACUAUUCAUUCAUCACACGUAGAGAUGACACUCCCAUCAAAUUCUCGGUUUGGCCAAUCAUGUUUGCGUUAGGUUUACUUUGUACUUUGUUGAUCAAAAGAUCUAGAUAAUUAGUUUCAUUUACUUGUUGUAUAUUAUAGAUACACUCAUUACUUUGUUAUAAUUUGUUCUCUCUUCUGUUCUUACAAUUUUUUUCAAUUUUAAGUUUUACUUUAAACAUACAAAA
Messenger RNA from Arabidopsis lyrata subsp. lyrata, 1325 nucleotides. RefSeq names its product toll/interleukin-1 receptor-like protein. The record is from RefSeq and is a predicted model, not a curated record. The transcript has 3 exons. NCBI's taxonomy places the organism in Eukaryota, Viridiplantae, Streptophyta, Magnoliopsida, Brassicales, Brassicaceae. Gene Ontology annotation, biological process: signal transduction. The coding region runs from base 286 to 1209 and encodes 307 amino acids.